This is a messenger RNA of Erythranthe guttata (spotted monkey flower), 1009 nucleotides long. It is a transcript of the gene ETFBETA, whose product is annotated as electron transfer flavoprotein beta. NCBI's taxonomy places the organism in Eukaryota, Viridiplantae, Streptophyta, Magnoliopsida, Lamiales, Phrymaceae. Gene Ontology annotation, cellular component: mitochondrion. Gene Ontology annotation, biological process: fatty acid beta-oxidation using acyl-CoA dehydrogenase; amino acid catabolic process. The record is from RefSeq and is a predicted model, not a curated record. Gene Ontology annotation, molecular function: electron transfer activity.
ACAAUUAAAACUAAACACACAUUUAUCUGCGUUUCAUUAUCAUUUCCGUCUGCAACUCUCUCUCUCUCUCUCUCCGGCAACCAUGAAGAUCAUAGUGGCAAUCAAACGGGUCGUUGACUACGCCGUCAAAAUCCGGGUCAAACCCGACAAGAGUGGUGUGGAGACAUCGAACGUGAAGAUGUCGAUGAACCCAUUCUGCGAAAUAGCGUUAGAAGAGGCGCUCCGGAUCAAGGAAUCGGGUCGGGCCUCCGAGGUGGUGGCUGUCAGCGUGGGCCCGGCCCAAUGCGCCGACACACUCCGAACCGGGCUCGCUAUGGGCGCUGAUCGGGCCAUCCACGUGGACUACCCAGGAACCCUUUACCCGCUUUCGAUUGCCAAGAUUCUCAAAGCGCUUGUCGAUGCUGAGAAGCCCGGCCUUCUUCUUCUCGGAAAACAGGCAAUCGACGAUGACUGUAACCAAACGGGCCAAAUGGUUGCAGGGCUUCUCAAAUGGCCUCAAGCCACUUUCGCCUCCAAGGUUGUAUUCGACGAAGAAAAUAAAGUAGCGACAGUAGAUAGAGAGGUCGAUGGUGGCAUCGAGACCUUAUCCUUGGAUUUACCGGCUGUCAUCACGACUGACUUAAGACUGAACCAACCGAGAUACGCAACCCUCCCGAAUAUAAUGAAAGCGAAAUCAAAGGUGAUAAAGAAAGUGACUCCACAUGAUCUAAAUGUCGAAAUUAAAUCGGAUUUGGAAGCUGUACAAGUGGCCGAACCCCCGAAAAGAAAAUCAGGAACCGUACUUUCUUCUGUAGACGAAUUGAUCGACAGGUUGAAAAACGAAGCUCGUGUUAUAUGAACUGAUCAUUUCUAAGUGCUUAGCAGAUUCUAAUUAGUGUUACUAAUCACAAUGUUAGUGAUACUUAUUUAACCAUUAACUUGAGUUAUGUAUUUGUGUAAGAAUAAAUAACAUGGGAAUUUGUUGUGAGGUUGAAAAUGUUCCAAGACUGCAUUUUUUUUUUUUUUUUCA